AUGAUUGACGAUCCCGUUUCAACAGGAACAACAAUCAUGGCUCUGAGGUACAGAGAUGGGGUGCUGGUGGCUGCCGACAGUAGAACAUCAAGUGGAGCAUAUGUAGUGUCCAGAAUAACAAACAAGCUUCACCAGGUUUCCGAAAAUAUCAUCUUUUGCGUCAGUGGGUCAGCUGCAGACACACAAAGAAUCAAGAGAAUAGUGCAAAGCGAAGUUAACAAGCUUAGUCUGAUUGAGAAUAAACCGCCCUCGGUAGACAAAGCGGCAAACAUGGUCAGCAAGAUUAUCUAUGAGAACAAGGACAACAUGACCGCAGCCAUAAUCAUUGCUGGAUUUGAUACAACAUCAAAGAUAAACAAGGUAGAACAUCUGCGGAACCAUUGA
This is a messenger RNA of Vittaforma corneae ATCC 50505, 384 nucleotides long. RefSeq lists its product as uncharacterized. The record is from RefSeq and is a predicted model, not a curated record. Gene Ontology annotation, cellular component: proteasome core complex. Lineage: Eukaryota; Fungi; Microsporidia; Nosematidae. The transcript has a single exon. Bases 1 to 384 code for a protein of 127 amino acids.